Molecule: messenger RNA, 3951 nt
Organism: Hipposideros armiger (great roundleaf bat)
Lineage: Eukaryota; Metazoa; Chordata; Mammalia; Chiroptera; Hipposideridae
Gene: SPCS3
Product: signal peptidase complex subunit 3
Exons: 5
Coding region: 16-465 (149 amino acids)
Biological process (GO): protein targeting to ER
Cellular component (GO): membrane; signal peptidase complex
Source: RefSeq, a predicted model, not a curated record
CAAUGUCAGGCGAGUAUGGUGGGUGUGGCAACACAUCCCUUUGAAGCUCCAAUAAGUUUUGACAGAAAAAAUGUAGAAGACUUCACUGGACCUAGAGAAAGAAGUGAUUUGGGAUUCAUUACAUUUGAUAUAACUGCAGAUCUAGAGAAUAUAUUUGAUUGGAAUGUUAAGCAGUUGUUUCUUUAUUUAUCAGCAGAAUAUUCAACAAAAAAUAAUGCUCUGAACCAAGUUGUCCUUUGGGACAAGAUUGUUCUGAGAGGUGAUAAUCCGAAGCUGCUGUUGAAAGAUAUGAAAACAAAAUAUUUUUUCUUUGAUGAUGGAAAUGGUCUCAAGGGAAACAGGAAUGUCACUUUAACCCUAUCUUGGAACGUUGUACCAAAUGCUGGAAUUCUACCUCUUGUGACAGGAUCAGGACAUGUGUCUGUUCCAUUUCCAGAUACAUAUGAAAUAACGAAGAGUUAUUAAAUUAUUCUGAAUUUGAAACAGCAUAUUUUUAUACUUAAUCAAUCGUAUCUCAUCUCUUCCCUUGCGUUCAUUUGUUUUUGGUGGUUAAUUUUUUUUGUAUGUGUAUAAGAAGUAACAUCAAAAGGCAUAUCUGAAGGGAAAGGUUAAUGUGCUACUUCAACUUAAUUUUGCAGUCAAACAAAAAAGGCCACCAGAGUGGAGUAUUAUAAUAAUAAGAAAGCAACAUAAUAAGGAUUCGUAAAAUGUUUAAAUUGGAAGUAUUCCCUGUAUUUCCAUUAUUCUUAAUGGAAUAUGAGGUGAGCAUGAAGGGCAUCUCACAUGUUUAGGUGCCAGUGGAGUUCAAAGAACUCUGUUGUGUGCCUUGUAUUCAUGCAGGUUCACAGUGGAUGGGACUUACAGGUAGACAUUCUCUUUUUAUCUCUUUUAAGGUGUGUCUGAUUAUUGGAAACAUUAACAUGGUUAUUUGGGUUAUUUGUGAGAAACCUGGAUUACAAAACAGCCAAAAGUGAUGGAAUUUUAUUCCAUUUGUCUUAGGAAUGUCCGUCAUGCUUGUUUUUCUUACAGGUGACUAGCAGCUUUCUCCACUUAAAGACUAAAUACCUCUUUAUAUGCUGUAAAUCAUUUUAACUCAUGUUAAAGUUCUUAAGUCAACCAAAUGUGUGUCUUUCAGUGCUUUCUCUAAAAAUGUUCCUUUUUAUUAUGUCUUUGUGUGAUUUUUUUUUAGCAUUGCCAUUGAUAGUUGAAAUGUUUGCAUGGUUUCCCCUGUUUGUUCUAGUGAGCAUGCCUAGUGCCACUGAGUGGUAAUUAUUUAAAAUUUUCAGUAGGUCCACAUUUUAAUAAUUGGGGUAAUCUGUUUGUUGGUGUGCUUUUCCAUUUACAAGCACUCAUGUGUUUCACUGUAUGUUAUCUUCAGUAAUCUAAUGAGGUUAAGUACAAAUGUUAGCUUUUGGCAGAUGAAGAAACUGAAACCCAGAAGUUGACUGAAUUGCUUGAAGAUAGCAUAGCUAGCAAGGAAGGGAGUUUGAACUCAGAUCUGAUUCUCUAAGCUUGUCUUUUCUCCUAUACUUCAGAUUACAGACUAAUCAAAAUUCACAUAAAAUUUUCAUCAUAUUUUUUGUUACUCUGGACAUCCUUUCUACCACUCCUAGAAGAGGUUUCCAUCCUGUACGGAAGUGACUAAUUCCCAAGUUGCCAACACCUUCAUAGCGGUAAUACCUCACUUCAUUCUCUGCAUAAAUUUGACUUACGUUAAAAGUACAAGAAUCUGAUGUAAAAAUAAUUUAGAGAUUAAAUAGAUGAUGAUACAUGAUUGACCAUAUGGUCAUAUUUAAUAUGAUCUUUUUACCUACAGUGGGCAAAUAAACAUCCUCAAAGGAAGCAACUAUGAAUCAUUUACCCUCAAAAGGAACACCAAACACUGUAGUUACACUAUGAGCAGCAACCAAAAGGGCUAAUGUUUUCUAAGACUAGUUUAAAUUAAUAGCUAAUAGCUGUUUGUUAUAUUUAUCUCAUAUGAAAUAUAUCAUCAUUUAAUUUCAUGAGUUUUAACAGCUGUCGUAUGUAGCAGCAUGUGUUUAUGGGAAAGGUCAGAGGUGUCAUGAAUACUAGAUGGGUUCAGCUCCCAGCUUUUUCUUUUCAGGGUCUCGGUUUCUUUAUCUGUAAAAGGACAGAGUGGGACUAGUUAAAUAGUGGUUCUCUUACACCACACAAGUCUAUAAUUUGUUGUAUCUGUUCAGCAGAGAGACUGAAGAGAAAAGCACCUCAGUAAUGUGAAGACAGGAAGAUGAUUGAAAGACUAAUACGUGAUUCAUAUUGAUCUGACUUUAUCUCUGUUGGGCUUUACACCAAGAAAUUACUUUAUGUGGUUUGUACAAAUAGACAUGCAAACUUAAAAUUUGGAGGCGUCAAAGCCUAAAAAUUGGGUGUGCUCUCAUUACGGAAGGCGUGCACAAUAGGUCUGCGGUCUGAACCAGACCCGGUACUGGUUUGGUAGUUCAUUAUACCUCUGUGAUGGGGGAAUCUGUUCGUUUGGCGGAGAUGAAUAUUGAAAUUGACUUGAGUUACAGUUUAUUUGACAAGCCCACCCACUUUUUUAGAGUUUGAUGAGGACGAGGAUUCUACUAGGCCCAACUAGCACAAUGAAUAAACUUUUUUGUUUUUCCUUAACUAAGGAAAACUGCUCAGGAUAAGAAUGCUCCAGCAUGGGAAUAAGAAACCUGUGUCACGGGAAUUCAUUUUUGGGUGUGCAUAGCUUCGUUAGUUUUCCAUGAUUCUUCAUUAAAAAAAUAAAUUGGACUUGUGUUCAAUUUGCUAACUAUAUCAUCUACCUUAGCAUCAGUAUUUUAAAGAAGUCUUAUAAAGUCUUCGUCGAGACCCAGGGCUUCAGACUUAUAAAAACCUAAGAUUAGAAAUGUGUGAGCCCAGAGGUGAUACUAGGAAAAGAGAACAAUUACAAGCUGCCUAUAUCUAAAGUCAUUGUGGUUAGAAAGGAGUUAAUUUUAGCAUAGGGUUACAUAAGCCCCUUUUCUCUAGCAGUUUUAUCUAAACAAGUAGCUAUAUCAGUGUUUUUUAUUCCCCCAGUUGAUUACAUCUGGUUGAUUUAUGCUUAAAGGGAAAUAAUAGAAAACUUCAGAAAUUCCUUGGGGUGUAAUAUAAAAAUGGGUUAUUUUGAAUUUCCUUUCUUGGAAUUAUUUUAUAGUUCUUUGGUGGGUAUGGCCAGCCUAGUGUAGCACUAAAAGGUGGGCUUUAAGGUUAUAAUGAACUCUUUUUUCACCGUUCUAUCUAAAGCUUUGGAUCUUUGCGGUAUAGGUUAAUGGAGGUGUUAUUUUAUAAUACUUUGAAUUGACAUGAAAGGGGUUUAUUAUGGGGGGGGAAACCAUAAGCUGUGAACUUUGGUAGCAAACAAACAUCUGUCCAUUUCAGAACCUUUCCUUGCUUUUAGCAAAGAGCCUGUGUUCAUUUUAUGUGACUGCCAGUGGUUUAAGGAGAUCUGUUUCAAAAAGUUGCAUGUUUUGAUGCAAUUUGGAAAAUUGUUUACUUCACAAAUACAGAUUCAUAAGAACAAUUCAUGAAAAUACUGAAGAUACGUUUGAGGAUUUUCGUAAUUGCAAUAAAUAGCAUUUUUCUAAUGAAAAUGAAUUUUGUUCAUGAGUAAAAGUAUGCAUUUCUAAAGAUUUUCAAACUUAUGCUUUCUAUGUGAAGCUGCUGAACUAAAAGAAAAGGGAUGAAACCAAGUCUAGUAAACUUCGGUUUUUCCUUUUUUUGUUUCUUUUCUCUCUCUCUCUCUCUCUUUUUUUUUUUUUUUUGUGGUGUUGGUCGGGGGAGGUGAAUUACAUCUAAAAUCUCUCCAGAGACUGGAUGCUCCUACAGUAGACUGUAAGCUCUUUGAGGGCAGUCUUGUCGGGUUUAUAACUGUAUUUUCCCCAGCGCCUAGCAUAGCGCUUUGCACACCUAGUAGGCGCCCAAUAAAUAUUGAUGAUGAAUGAA